AUGGCGUCAAGCAUUGUUGUAAUGCUGGCGAUCAUUGCCCGACUAGCGUACAGAGCCAGCGGAACUGCCAAUGAAGCCGUACCAGCCUACCAUACCCUGUGCGCAGUUGUAAACAUCGCAAGAGGGGAGCCAACAACGCCAGAAGACACCGAAGGCGCAGCUAUAAGUCAGGAAAUAACUUUGCUCACAGAACUAAAUAUAACAGUAGCAGACGACGACUUCUACAACCAGGACUUUAAGGAGGAUCCAAAUAAUAAGAUCACAGAAGCAAAUUGGGUAAAGCACCGCGCGGCCUGGCAUGCAGCCAAAAAAAACCUACAAAACAACAAAGUGGAAAAACACGGUCUGAAAAUCACCCGGCCGCUCAACAGCCACGCCCGGCAGGCAGCGGCAGUUGUGAUAAAUAGAACCCUGGAAAUGGCUCUAGAAAGACGCAAAGAUUACAAACCAUUAAAGAAAACGGGGGUGGAAGAAGCGCUGCUGACGGCGCUCUACGGCCCGACCGAAGCACUGUCGCAAAAGGCGGGCGAAACCUUCGGCGCUUCGGGAGUCAACGCAUGCUCAGCACCCGGGUCGGGUACAGCGGUGCCGGGCAUGUCGCUAGCGUCGGACCUAGUGUGUAUGUUCGGUUCAAAUUCAGGCAGCAACAAAGCCGAAGAGUGCCUUGGGACCCAGGGAGGCCAAGACUGCCAAUACAAUGACCAAAGCGGAGCCCAUACUUGCUUCCCACAGCUGCUCGCUGGCUUCCCGGCAGCCGGGAAGGCCAAAGUUAGCGCGGCAGCAAUACAGGCGGCGAUAGGAGCGUUCAUAACCGGCUUAAAGGACAAGGGCGGCAGCACCCAAGCCAACAAUCUAAUACUCGGGACGGCAAACAGCGUCAACUGCAACGGAGUAGCGAACGCCGGCUGCGUAAAGUACAAGGCAACAAGCACCGGCACGGUGCCAAUACCGUGGAUGAGACAUCUGGAAACAGCAGCAACUAAACUAGCUGAACACGCGGAACAAAGAUCUAAAAACAUGGCAUCCCUAGCAGAAAUAAGGCAUCUUCGCAGCAUUGCGAUACAGGAAUAUCUCAAGGCGCUCAAAGGAGACCAGCCUCAGCUUCAAAAAAUAGCAGGCGACCAGACAGCACAUCCGAAAAAAAAGGAACCAGAAUGCAACAAACACCAAUCAAAAACCGAAUGCACUGAACCAUGCAAAUGGAACGAAAAUGCCACUGAUGCAAGCAAAAAAUGCUCAUUAGACCCCCAAAAAGCAAAAGAACAAGCAGCAGGAACAGAAGAUGGAGCUGCAGGAGAACAAAAAACUGACUCAAAGUGCUCCGAAAAGAAAAAACAAGAAGACUGCAAAGAUGGUUGCAAAUGGGAAGAUAACAAGUGCAAAGAUUCCUCUAUUCUAGUAAACAAACAACUGGCCCUCAGCGUGGUUUCUGCAGCAUUUGUGGCCUUGCUGUUUUAA
Molecule: messenger RNA, 1458 nt
Organism: Trypanosoma brucei brucei TREU927
Lineage: Eukaryota; Euglenozoa; Kinetoplastea; Trypanosomatida; Trypanosomatidae
Product: variant surface glycoprotein
Exons: 1
Coding region: 1-1458 (485 amino acids)
Source: RefSeq, a predicted model, not a curated record